AUGACACAAAUGAGACAUCCACGUAUUGCACAAAUUUAUGAUGCAUUUUCAACACCAGAAAAUGAUAUUGUAUUGGUAAUGGAAGUUGUACCUGGUGGAGAGUUGUUUGAUCGAGUGGUACAGGAAAACUAUAUUUUAACCGAAAUGGCUGUUGUAAUGAUCAUUUGUCAGCUAUGCGAAGCAGUUGAAUAUAUACAUAGCAAACAUAUUGUACAUUUAGAUAUCAAACCUGAGAACAUUAUGUGUGUAUCUCAAACCAGUAAUCGGAUAAAGCUAAUCGACUUUGGAUUAGCACAGUACUACGAUGGUACGUCAAAUUUACUGUUUAUGGCCGGUACACCGGAAUUUGUGGCACCUGAAGUAAUCAAAUUUGAACCAAUUGAUUUCCAUACAGAUAUGUGGAGUAUUGGUGUAAUUACCUAUAUUCUGUAA
Molecule: messenger RNA, 432 nt
Organism: Enterobius vermicularis (human pinworm)
Lineage: Eukaryota; Metazoa; Nematoda; Chromadorea; Rhabditida; Oxyuridae
Source: the annotation of a GenBank genome assembly